CCGUGGUGGAGUGAAGGUGUAUUGCGUGGUGUUCCCUAUUCAGUGUCCGCCGCGUUCACACCGACACUCAGAAGAAGAAACAAGAUUGGUGAAAAACGUAACUCCAUCUGCGCUCCAUAUUUUCAGAACCUCUGGAACCUGAACUUCCCGUAUCUCAGGUCACACAGGUCAAAGAGAGGUCAACCAGGUCAUCGGAACUUGUGUGAAGUGACCUCUGGAACAUACGUCAUCAUGCUCUUCCUAUGAACCACCAAUCAGCAUGAUCUCCAACACCUACGUCAUCGUGUUGGCUUUAUGAUCCGCCAAUCAAUGUAAUCAGCAACACCAACGUCAUCAUGCUAGCUCUAUGAUCCGCCAAUCAACGCAAUCUCCAAUACCUACGUCAUCAUGCUAGCUCUAUGAUCCGCCAAUCAGCGUAAUCUCCAACACCUACGUCAUUAUGCUGGCUUUAUAAUCCACCAAUCAGCGUAAUCUCCAACACCUACGUCAUUAUGCUGGCUUUAUAAUCCACCAAUCAGCAUUCGCCACGUGGAUCUAGUGACUCUGGUCUCCUACGCCAGUAUGGGGCCAUCUUGCUCCUGCUGGUGGCCACGGGCGCCUCUGCUGUCCCGGCUGCUUCUGCUGACGAUGACCACGGUACUCCCGCUGUUCUUACCUGCUGCUACGGGGUUGCCUCCUGUCAUCAGAAUCGGUGCCAUGUUUACAGUGGACCAACGGGAGGGGCCCACAGAGCUCGCCUUCAAGUACGCCGUAUACCGUAUCAACAAGGACUCUGAGCUGCUACCCAACACCACCUUAGUCUACGAUAUCCAAUAUGUUCCCAGAGAUGACUCCUUCCACGCCUCUAAGAAGGCGUGUGAACAGAUAUAUUUCGGCGUUCAAGCUGUUUUCGGGCCUUCAGAUCCCCUCUUAGGGUCACAUAUCCAAUCAAUCUGCGACGCCUUGGAUAUACCACACCUGGAGGCUCGUCUGGAUCUAGAGCCUGAGUAUAAAGAGUUCUCUAUCAACCUGCAUCCGAGCCACGAGGUGUUGAACAGAGCCUUCCAAGACGUGAUGGCCUUCUUGAACUGGACGGAAGUGGCUAUUAUCUAUGAGGAGGAUUUAGGUCUCGUUAAGCUUCAAGAAUUGGUCAAGUCUCCCCCUAAGGAACAUAUGGAGUUCCUUAUAAGACAAGGUUCACCCGAUAACUACCGAGACUUGCUGAAAGAGAUCAAGAAUAAGGAGAUAUUUAACAUUAUCGUCGACACCAAGCCGGAAAAUAUGAACUAUUUCCUGAGAGGGAUUCUACAACUUCAGAUGAACGACUUCAAAUACCAUUACUUAUUUACUACUUUUGACAUAGAGACGUUCGACCUAGAGGACUUUAAAUACAACUUCGUGAACAUGACAGCUUUCAGACUGGUGGACUCUGAACACUACAGAGUCCGAAGAGUACUGAAGGAUAUGGAGAAGUUUCAGCCAAUUGGUCAUAACAUCCUCAACCAGAGUAGAGUUAUUCAGGUCGAGCCAGCGUUGAUCUAUGACAGUGUCCACGUGUUCGCCUUAGGCCUACAAGCGCUGGAGAGGUCGACCACACUGAAGAUAGCUAACCUCUCCUGUGAGAACGAGCUGCCUUGGGGAGAUGGAUCCUCCCUCUUCAACUACAUCAAUUCGGUUGAGUUCCGGGGCAUCACGGGACCUAUUCAGUUUAAGGAAGGAAGAAGGACGAACUUUAAGCUGGAUAUACUGAAGCUUAAACAACAUUCAUUAGUGAAGGUGGGAGAGUGGGGUCCGGGUAACGGGGUCAACAUCACGGACAGGGCAGCUUUCUAUGACCCAGGAACCAUGAACGUAACUCUACUGGUGACGACGAACCUGGAAAAUCCCUACGUGAUGCUGAAACACGAGGAUAACUUGUCUGGUAACGCACGGUACGAGGGAUUCUGUAUCGACAUGCUGAAACACAUCUCAGGUAUGAUAGGCUUCCAGUACCAGAUCCGCGUGAGUCCGUCCAGAACUUACGGCAUCCAAAAUCCAGUCACAGGAGAGUGGAACGGCAUCGUGCGUGAACUGCAGGAUAGCAAAGCGGACCUGGCUAUUGGCUCCAUGACCAUCAACUACGCCAGAGAGAAUGUUAUUGAUUUCACCAAACCUUUCAUGAACGUUGGAAUCAGUAUAUUGUUUAAGGUACCUACGAGUCAACAAACCCGUCUCUUCUCUUUCAUGAAUCCAUUAGCUAUUGAGAUCUGGCUUUAUGUAUUAGCUGCGUACAUCCUGGUCUCUAUUACCAUGUUCAUCGUCGCCCGCUUCUCCCCCUACGAGUGGUACAACCCUCACCCGUGUGCCCAGGAGAACGAUGUGGUAGAGAAUCAGUUUUCACUUUCCAAUAGUUUCUGGUUUACCAUUGGUACCUUAAUGCAGCAAGGUUCUGAUCUUAACCCCAAGGCGUGCUCGACGAGGAUCGUGGGCGGCAUCUGGUGGUUCUUCACACUCAUUAUAAUCUCCUCCUAUACCGCUAACCUGGCUGCCUUCCUCACUGUGGAGAGAAUGAUCACGCCCAUAGAGGGGGCAGAGGACUUAGCAUCACAAACUGAGAUCUCGUAUGGGUCUUUGGGAGGAGGGACUACCCUUACUUUCUUCAGGGAUUCCAAGAUCGAGACCUACCAGAAAAUGUGGCGUUUCAUGGAGAACAAGAAACCAAGUGUGUUCGUACAGUCCUAUGACGAAGGGAUCAGGCGGGUAUUGGAGGGGAAUUACGCCUUUCUUAUGGAGUCUUCGAUGCUUGAUUACUAUGUCCAGAGGAAUUGUAACCUGACGCAGAUUGGUGGCCUUCUCGACUCCAAGAGCUAUGGCAUUGCUACUCCUAUGGGAUCACCAUGGCGUGACAAAAUAUCCCUGGCCAUCCUAGAGCUACAGGAGAAAGGUGUUAUCCAGGUACUGUACAACAGAUGGUGGAAGAACACGGGGACAACCUGUAACAGAGAAGACAGCAAUAAGGAAAGUAAAGCCUCAGCCCUCGGUGUUGAUAACAUUGGUGGAGUGUUCGUGGUAUUGCUGUGCGGUCUGGCAUUUGCAGUGCUCAUUGCAAUUUUAGAAUUCUGUUGGAAUGCCAAGAGAAAUGCCCAAAUGGACCGGGUCUGCAGUAUGCACUUACGAGACCAACAUUUCAGACAGUCACUAUGCGCGGAGAUGGCAGAGGAGCUUUGUUUUGCUAUGAGGUGCCGGGGAUCACGCCAGCGACCUGCCCUCAGGAGACAGUGUUCCAGAUGUGUACCCGGGGCCGCAUAUGUACCUACCGGCCUGGAAGUGCUGGAGGUACCUCACAUCAACGGUAACGGUGAGAAGAGUCUGACAGGGACGAAUGACCUCAGGCCUCGAAAAUCUUCCCUGAAGUCCUCCCUCCCCUUACUGGCUCCUCCGUACGACUCGAAAAUCUCCCAGAAUUUUCACUCAUGAGCCACGACCCCGAGUGCAUGCUGAAUAGGCAUAAGUACAUGAAGAAAGGAAGAGUGAAUAAUGGAAAUUAUGACGAUUCAGAGAGUGGUAAGUAGAUAAUGAGUGUAUAGACAGCUAAAGUCAAUCAAGAGUGCAUCAUAGUGUAAAGCAGCAUUCAGGGAUCGAAGCUGAAAGUGCUUAUGAGUGCAUAAUUGUGUUAAGUCUCUUUGCACUUAUGAAUCGAGGCUUAGAGUGCUUACUGACCGGUAGGAAAUGAGUACAGGAGUGAAAAGCAUUUACAUAGACUCAGUUCACAGGCCAGAGUACAUACUGAGUGGAUAUUGAGUACUCAAGAGUGAAAAGUGUUAUCGUUUUAAAAUCAUUGUCCAGAGUACUUGUUGGAUAGAUUACGAGUGCAUGAGAGUGAAAAGUGUAACCAUUAGUACUCAAGGAUCCUGGUUUAUAGUGAAAACUGAGUUGAUAAUGAGUGUAGACGGUGCAGUUGAGUGCAAACCAUCACCACUAUGACCUUGAGUGUAACAUGACCAUACGAUGAGCGCAGAAAGAGUACAUAGGGAAGUCAUCCUCACUCCCAACCCAUAUUUCAUGAGUACGUGAGAGUGAAGAUUAUUAACAUGGAAAUUAUUUUACAGUUCCGAGUACAUCUUGAGUUGAAAAUGAGUACAGGAAGUAUAUCUCAUAAGUAAGCAAUGAGUGCUGAGAGUGAAAGAUAUAAUUCACAGCAAAGAACACCAACUUAAUAAACACUGAAUUAAGGUAGAGUGCAACUUUGAGUACAGGAGAGUGUAUGUAUUAGUUUAUUGUUAAGAGUACUCAGUAGAUAAAGGGAUAUUCCAGGCAGAGUACAAGUCUUCACUCAUACAUGAUUCAGGGUGUUUUAGAGUCAACAUGAGUGCUAGAAAGUACUAAGUAUCGCCGUCUGUCUUAUCACGAUGCCAAAGACUUUAUCUGGAUGCGGUUUUGUCUGUGAGCUGAGAUGGUCUGUGAAUUUCCUCUUAUGGCGUGAAUUUAAGCCCCGAGAAUCUAUGUACAGAAUAAGUAAAAGAAACGUACUUAUGCUGUACAUAGAUAAUACUUUAGCUUAACAUUACAAUAUUCUCAAAAGAAACUCAGCAUUUAGUAAGUUAAUUAAGCUAAGUCAGCUAACAGUUCACAUAUACAGCUAUAAUCCCAACGAAGGAAGAUAGAAUGUGUGAAUUUUUGUAUCAAUUAUUACCCCCCACCCCCCCACC
Messenger RNA from Homarus americanus (American lobster), 4667 nucleotides. RefSeq names its product glutamate receptor ionotropic, kainate 2-like. Gene Ontology annotation, molecular function: glutamate-gated receptor activity. Gene Ontology annotation, cellular component: postsynaptic membrane; plasma membrane. Gene Ontology annotation, biological process: monoatomic ion transport. Lineage: Eukaryota; Metazoa; Arthropoda; Malacostraca; Decapoda; Nephropidae. The record is from RefSeq and is a predicted model, not a curated record. The coding region runs from base 562 to 3435 and encodes 957 amino acids. The transcript is spliced from 21 exons.